UAUUACUCGCGGACAACAGCAUUGCCUUAUUGCCAAAAAGAGGCAUAAACACAACAAUGUUUAUUUUGUGCACGUGGAUGGAAGCACAUCCCUGCAAUUUCGUUGUACUGACUCUGUUUGCAAAUCUGCUUCCUGUGGAAAAUUUGCAACAUACACAAUCACAAUGUUGGAACGUCAAGUCAUGGAAUUGAUACAUUCUUCGUUUCAAGUAUCAACUGCUUUGCCUAACAAUGAAGCUGCCAAAAUGAAUAUUUCUCUCGAGGAUAUCAAUCUACCAGAUGAAGAAGACAUAUCGUGCACGGCUUUGCCUUCUAACCAGACGCCUGUCAUACAGCAAAUCAUAAACGGGGACGUAUUACAAAGCGAUCUGGUCAUCGUACGCCAUAAACGGCACAUUAACGGAACAUGGCUGUUAACAAUACAGGACGCAUUUAAUUUAACAUCGAAUGUCCAGAUCGACAGAAGUCUAAAUACUUUAAUCGAAGCAGCAGUUCUUCCCAAAGUCGCAAAACUGAUAAACGUCAGCGUGAUUCACACUUCACCGGAAAAAUUUCUGUUCAUUCAAAGUUUCCAACUACUCGAUACCGCCGCAGACAGAAUUCAAAAAAUGGUAGAUGAAUGGGAACCGAUUGGCAUUAAACGAGAAAACUUUCGCACGUCGAAAGAAAUGUUGAUUAUCGAACUGAAUCUGGAAUCAGCCAACUGUACGAUCGAUGGGGUCAUCUCAAAUGUAAAAGGACCCACGAAAUGGUUCAAAGACGGAAAGGCUGGAGAGUUCCUCUCCUUCGAUAUAGCAGACCAAAGUGCUAAAAUUCGCGGUGUUAUGUUCCAGGACACAAUCGCAGACUAUUCGCAAUUUUUCAAAGAAGUACCACCGUCCCGCAGCGCCGCAGUCCCGCAGCGCCGCAGUCCCGCAAACCGCAGUCCCGCAACCGCAAGUUCUGCAACGCCGCAGACCGCAGCCCUGCAUAUACGCAGCCCGGCAUUCCCGCAGCGCCGCACACCGCAGUCCAGCAUACAAGCAGGCCCGCAGUAUGCAGCCCAGCAUAUACGCAGCUCGGCAUUUCCACAGCGCCGCAUACCGCAGCCCAGCAUACAAGCAGGCCCGCAGUAUGGAGCCUCGUAUCCCGGCAUGCUUGCAUUCUAG
Paramacrobiotus metropolitanus is the source of this 1147-nucleotide messenger RNA. RefSeq lists its product as uncharacterized. The coding region runs from base 164 to 1147 and encodes 327 amino acids. The transcript has 7 exons. Lineage: Eukaryota; Metazoa; Tardigrada; Eutardigrada; Parachela; Macrobiotidae. The record is from RefSeq and is a predicted model, not a curated record.